Neltuma alba is the source of this 740-nucleotide messenger RNA. RefSeq names its product myosin-binding protein 3-like. The record is from RefSeq and is a predicted model, not a curated record. The annotation marks the transcript as partial. NCBI's taxonomy places the organism in Eukaryota, Viridiplantae, Streptophyta, Magnoliopsida, Fabales, Fabaceae. The transcript has a single exon. Gene Ontology annotation, molecular function: myosin binding.
CUUCAUCUCUUUCUCACUCACAUAUUUCCACACGAUCCAGUUUUUCACUUCUCCCAAAUUUCAGAGUUCUCUUGCUUUCUAACACUUCCUUAGGUUCAGUUCCAAUCUUAUACUCUUGUGCGCCCAAAAAAGCUUUAUCUGUAUAUACCAUAAAACAGAGCAUCUUCGUCCUCGUCCUCGUCGUCAGCUUCCUCUUCUUCUUUUGUUCAUCCAUGGCUACCAACAAGUUUGCAACAAUGUUACACAGGAACACCAACAAACCAACCCUGGUUCUUGUCUACGCUUUCCUUGAAUGGGUUCUCAUCGUUCUGCUUCUUCUGAACUCUCUUUUCUCUUACUUAAUCUUAAAAUUCGCUGAUUACUUUGGCCUCAAAAGGCCUUGUAUAUGUUGUUCUAGGAUCGAGCACAUCGUCGAGCCCAAAAAGUAUGCGAACAAGUCUUGCUUCAGAGAUCUUGUUUGUGAAUCUCAUGCCUCUGAGAUUUCCAAACUCGGGUACUGCUAUAAUCAUCGCAAACUCGCUGAAUCCGAGGAUAUGUGUGAGGAUUGCUCCUCUUCUUCUUCAUCAUCCGAAUUAGAUUAUGUUAAAAUUUCAAAGAGCUUUGGUUUCUUUCCAUGGAUGGAGCAGAAGAUAGUUAUGGUUCAGGACACUGAUGGUAGCAAGGCUUUGAAGUGUUCUUGCUGUGGGGUCCACUUAGAAAGCAGAUUACGCCCUCCUGGUUUUGCGGUCGAGCCGUUGGAU